AUGCAUUUGUCUCAUCUCUACUACUCGUGUCUCUAUAUCUAUAUCUCUAGUUUGUUUUUUUCUCGUACCAAUCUUCCAAGAUUGUAUGUAAAGGAGACAGACAUAACGAACGAAAGCGAAAGUGAUCUCACUGUUCUCCAGUCACGAAGUAAAAUUCAGACGUGUAAGGUGUACAAACAUGAAGCUUAUUGCCAUUGUCUUCGUUUUUGCAGCAGUAAUUGCUGUUGUGACAUCACAACAACCACCGGAUUGUGUAUCAAUCGCAAAGAGCACACCUGAAGACAUUUCAAAAUAUUAUUAUCAUCACGAAAGCGACUGCAAUAAAUAUUAUCAAUGUGCUGAAUAUGGGUUAGUUCUCAAGGCGUGUUCGGAAGAUCAACAUUUUGACCGUAACCUAUACAUCUGUGGUUAUCCCGAGGACAUUCAAUGUUAAGCGUUUGCUCUAAUUUUGAGCUUACGAUUGUCUGAAAAGAAAUGUUAAUUUUGUAAUAAAAAUAUGUUUUUGUGAUUUAACCUCA
Chironomus riparius is the source of this 518-nucleotide messenger RNA. The record is from the annotation of a GenBank genome assembly. NCBI's taxonomy places the organism in Eukaryota, Metazoa, Arthropoda, Insecta, Diptera, Chironomidae.